AUGAUAAAUGAAGAUGCUCCUGAGGUCAUACCUGGUGAAAUAAGUACUGGUAUGGCUUUUGGAAGUAUGCAAGCUUAUAAGGAUCAUUUAAGAGAAUAUGCAGUGUUGAAACAUAGGGAUUUUAAGGUGAAAAAAGGAGAUAAAAUCAGACACUAUUCUUACUGUGCUUACAGGGAUGCCCAAAACUGUGCUUGGAUGGUGAAUGCAAGAAAGGUACCAGAGAAAGAUGAUAUGACAGUCACAGUCAGAGAAUGCAACAUAGAACACACUUGUAAAAAUCCCAAUGAAGACUACCGCAGAAAAUGCAAUGCAAAAUUUGUAGCUAAGUAUUUGUUGAAGACUAUGGAUGUUGCUUCACCAGUGGACAAGGAAGAUGAUAUAGCUAAGAAAAUCAUUAGAUCUCAGUUGCAAACUGAAAUACCAAAAUGGGUUGCUCGUCAUGCAAGGAGAUUGGUGCUAGCAGAAAGGGAUGGAACAUUUGAGACUUGUUACAAAAAAACACCAGAACUGGUCAUAGCUGCUACCUCAUUGAACCCAAGGAGCAUAGGUCAUUUCAGCUGGUCCAAAGAUGAUAAAGAUAACAAAUUUGAGAGUCUCAUUUUGGCAUAUAAUGCACAGAUAAAAGGUUUAAUGAAUGGUUGUAGAAUGGUUAUUGGGUUAGAUGGAGCUCACUUAACUGGUAAGUUUGGUGGUGUGAUGCUUUCAGCAACAGGUAUAGAUGCUCAGAAUGGGGUAUUUCCUUUAUGUAUGAUGAUUUGUAUGAGUGAAACUGAAGAAAAUUGGUUUAUGAUGUUAAAAGAAUUGAGAAAAAGGAUACCAGAUAUGGCUGGACUGACCUUUAUUUCUGAUAGAAUGAAGGGAAUUCUUGAAUCAGUAAAAAGAUUGUAUCCUUUGUCAAAUCAUAGAUACUGCCUAAGGCACCUAUACAAUAAUUUCUUGACCAAAGGAUUCAUAAAUCCAAGACUUGUACAACUUCUUUGGCAGGCUGCAAAGGCAUACAAAUAUCAUCAUUGGGAGGAGGCCAUGCAAGAAAUAGAAGAGAUAUCUCCAGAUGCAUACAAAUACCUGAUUGAUGCAGAACCGAAGUCUUGGGCAAGGUCAUGGUUUCCUCAUGAUGUUGCUUGUGAGCACAUCUACUCCAACUUUUCAGAAAGUUUUAACAACAUGGCCCUGAAAUUAAGAGGCAAGCCUCUCCCUCAGUUGGUUGAUAUGUACACACACUUGGUGAUGGUGCUGUUUUCAAAUAGAAGAAAGCUUGCUGCAACUUGGCAAGCUGGUGACCUUGUUCCUGCUGGGAAAGAUCUCAUUAAGGUGAUGUGUGAUCUUAGAGGUAACUAUGAAUGUGAUCCUUCUGUAGAGCACAAAGUGUAUGAGGUGACCAACAAAGCUACUGGCAAAGUUUUUGUGACUGAUAUCAACAUUAUACAUCCACACAGAUUGAGAGAUAAGGGAAGACCUUUUGUCAAGAGAAAGAAGUCUUGGUAUGAGAAGAACAAGCAUCCCAAAAGAGUAACAAAGUGCAGUGUAUGUAAAGGUCUUGAUCAUAACAUCCAUACUUGUCAAGGUCCUCCAGUUGGUUCUAAUCCAAAGAAGAAAGGAGUUAGAAUGGAAUGUUCUGUUAAUGGAGAUGAGUUUUGUAUUAAUGUUGCACCAACAAAGAAGAUGAGGAAGGCCUUGUCUGCACCAACUACUGCAACAACAUCUGCAUCAAAGACUGCUACUGCUGAUGUACCACCAUUUUCAAAGCGCAAGGCAGCUACUACUACACCAUCUUCUUCUACAGCUGGUUCCUAG
Papaver somniferum (opium poppy) is the source of this 1794-nucleotide messenger RNA. RefSeq lists its product as uncharacterized. The transcript is spliced from 5 exons. Bases 1 to 1794 code for a protein of 597 amino acids. Lineage: Eukaryota; Viridiplantae; Streptophyta; Magnoliopsida; Ranunculales; Papaveraceae. The record is from RefSeq and is a predicted model, not a curated record.